Benincasa hispida (wax gourd) is the source of this 1645-nucleotide messenger RNA. Lineage: Eukaryota; Viridiplantae; Streptophyta; Magnoliopsida; Cucurbitales; Cucurbitaceae. The record is from RefSeq and is a predicted model, not a curated record.
UUCAUUCGAAGACAAGAAAAUCAAGGGAAAUUCUCUCAUCAUCUGUUUUGCUUGAACUCCAAUUUGGUAUCAAAGCCCUAAUGGCAAAUGCUAUCGUUCCAAAUUUCAAUUGCCCUCUCUUAACCAACUCCUAAAUCACAUCACGAUAAUCAAGCUGGAUUGAGGUAAAUUUCUUCUAUGAAAAAAUCUUGUCCUCCUAAUUCUUCGCAGCUACAGAUUGGAAGGAUACUUCAAUGGUCUGAUCGAGUGCCCACCAGUGUACCUAAAUCAAAACACCACUGUGUCUAAGGAUGCAACGAUCACUAGAGCUUCAAGCUCUCAGCCCACAGCUGCCAGCUCGUCGAGCACUGGACCAACAAGAGAACUCAACCCCCAAUACGAAGCCUGGCUUGUCGUCGGUUAGUUGCUCUUUGGGUGGCUCUACAACUCAAUGACUCUUGAAAUCACAACUCUGGUGAUGGGAUAUGACAAGUCGAAGGACCCUAUUCAGCAGCUUUUUGGUGUACAAUCAAGAGUUGAGGAAGACUACCUCAGACAAACCUUUCAACAACAAAGAAAAGGAAGUCAUGUUCCCACCCGAGCCUUUGUCUCCCAAAUCUUAUGCAGACUGGAUGAGGACUACAAUCUCGUCAUCGCAACACUCCUAGGAAAACCAAAUACAACAUGGUUGGAGAUGCAAUCUGAACUACUAGUCUAUGAACGACGACUAGACUAUCAGAAUCUACUUCGUGUUAAUGGAGUAGAAAUCAAUCCCACAGUCAAUAUGACCCAAGGCAGAGGUAACGGUGGUCCAUGUUCCCAAAAUCAAAACCCAAACAGUGGUGGUCGCUCAACGUUCCCUGGUCAGCAUGGUGUUCAGAAUAAUUUUGGGAACAGAGGACAUGGAAAUGGAAGGGGUAGGUUUAAGAAAUUCACCCAAUCUGUCAAGUGUGUGACAGAAUUGGUCACACUGCAUACGUCUAUUAUCACCGUUUUGAAAUGGAAUUUGUUCCCAACAACAACAACACCAACAAUUAAGGGUCCAAUGGGAACACUGAUACGCCCAAUACCAACGAUGGCAAGUCACUAGCUGCUCUCAUGACCUCACAGACUAGUAAUCCCUUCCUGACAAACAACGACGGUUUACCUGAUCCAAAUUGGUACGUAGACAGUGGUACAUCCAACCAUGUAACUACUGAUUACAACACUCUCACCAAUCUUGUUGAAUAUGUUGGUAAUGAAUUAGAAACAGUAGGUAAUGGUGAUCAAUUACAUAUAGCUUAUGUUGGUAACUCAGUUCUAAAUAAUAGAAAAUCACUGCUCAAUCUUAAUAAUGUAUUAUUUGUGCCUGAAAUUGCUAAGAAUUUGGUUAGUGUAUUAAACUUGCUUAAGAUAACUCUGUGUACAUUGAAUUUCAUGAUAGUUAUUAUCUUGUAAAGGACAAGGGUACGGGUCAAGUACUUUUGAAGGGAAUCCUAAUGAUGGACUAUACCAAUCAGUGCCUAAAAUUUCAUGAUAGUUACAACAUUUGUUCUGUCUCAUAUUAGAAUUAACAGUGUUGUAUCAAAGAAUGUUUGGCACUGUCAUUUAGGACACCCAUCUUCCAGAGUUUUUUAUUUAAUCAUUAAAGGUUGUAAUUUGUCCGUUAAAGGAAAUGAAUCUUUUG